Molecule: messenger RNA, 1902 nt
Organism: Thecamonas trahens ATCC 50062
Lineage: Eukaryota; Apusomonadida; Apusomonadidae
Exons: 1
Coding region: 1-1902 (633 amino acids)
Source: RefSeq, a predicted model, not a curated record
AUGGCGGGCGAGUCUGUGGUGGAUGAAAAUGGGAAGAACAGGCGGGCGGUGGCUACAGCCAACACUCGUGCCAAGCGGGCGCUGAUCGCGGCAACUAUUCUGGUCCUCAUUGCGCUACUGCUGCCCGGAAGAAGCUCGCGAAGGUCCGCUGACGAGCAGGCCAGUGAGCGGCGGGUGAUGCAGCCCGGCGACAAGCUGGACAUGGUGUCGCGGUCGCGCCAGCUCUCCGACUCAGACAGUUUUGUCGAGUCGGUCACGUCUGUGCUUGGCAGAUCGUCCAAGCGGUCUAAGUACAAUGGCCUACUGUACACAUGGUCGGAUACCAAGUCGCUGGACACGUUUCGGCAGUGGGCCUUUAUCAAAGAGUGCUACGCGGCCAACUACGGGUACGAGUCGUUGUGGGAUACGACGCCAGCGGACGUGCUCGAGUACGAGAUUUCGGUUCUUGGACUCCGCAACAACAUCCUAAGCCUGUUUGGCCUCCCGGUCUCCGAGUCGCCGUACUCUGCCUUUGACUUUAUUCCGGAUGAGGUGCUGUAUUCGUACGACGACACGUUCUUCGCGUCGUCGAACGUGCUCCUUCUCCUCGGCCUCAUUGACGAGACCGGUACCAAGCACAUCCAGGGCAAUGCGCCGAUGAUGAAAAAGGUGCACGUGCACUUGCAAGAGGUGCGCGACCAGAUUUCCAAGCACGACCCGCUGCCCUCGCUGCUCAGCAAUUUUGUGGUGUCGGUGAUGAGGGCGGGCACGGGCCCGGCGAACACCCGCUCAGUAGAGGCAAUGGCAAAGGUCAUCCUUGACGAGGGCCCAUCGGUAAUCAAGGAACUCCAUUCGUACAGGCACAUUGCCACCCGCGUCCAGCAGAACAUCAAGUCGGCCAUGGAAGUGGUCUUCUCCGCCAUCGACAGCAAACUUGCCGACGCCAAGGGCGAGCAGGCCUACGUCCUCGCCCACGUCCGCAGUCUCAUCGAGGACAACCUUGAGCAGCUGAAGAGCCUCAUGAUACAGCGGGCCAACCGAGUUGUUGCCCUCGGCAACUUGCUGAUCGAGCCCAAGUUCAAGGCUAAGACCGACGAGGUUGAUGAGCUCAGCACCGGGUCGGCCAAGGGAGACCUUGGGUGGUACAAUCUUGGUCCGCAGUGGUCAACCCUCUCCAACAUGUUCAAGUUUUUCGAGCGGGACAACCUCGAUUUUGUGUGGAUGACCGGCGGUGACCAGUACCUGCAGCGGACCGACGUCGACAUUGCCGAUUUUCUCGACCUCGCUCCGGACAAGGACAUCAUCAUCAUGGACGAGCCGCAUUGGCCGCAGCAGCGGUCCAUGUCGUACGGAUUUGGCGGUAUGGUCUUCCGCAACACCCCGUGGGCCCGCGCUUUUAUCGCUCGCAUGUUCGCCAAGCGUUGGCGCUUCCUGGUGUGGGACGACAACUCAGCGCUGACCGAGACCAUCCUGGAGGUGUUUGGUGAGGAGGCCGAAGCCCGUGGCGAGAAGGGCUAUGACGGCGAGUGUAUGUCGCUUUGUGAGCUCGACAAGCCGUACGGCAUGAGCACCGACUUUUCCAAGUUCGCCGUCGGCUCACCCAUAGUCAACGCCUAUUCAAGCUGCUUCUUCGACAACCUCGACCGCCUCGCAGGCCCUUAUGGCAAGCGUGGACCCAAGUCCAAGCUCAAGCUCCACAACAUGCUCGAGAACUCACUCAAUCUCAACUGCUGGUCGGCCCUCACUGGGGAUCCACGCAUGGAUCUCUCAUGGUGCAUGACGGUUCACUUUAAUGGGCUCGGCUCUAAGCGAGCCCCGCUCGUCAACUCGCUUGGCCUCUGCAACAACAUCACCGCCCACUCGACCUCAUGCUUUGACUACCAGUACAUGCCCGUCACGGAGUGCUACAAGUACUGGGCAUGA